Molecule: messenger RNA, 438 nt
Organism: Photinus pyralis (common eastern firefly)
Lineage: Eukaryota; Metazoa; Arthropoda; Insecta; Coleoptera; Lampyridae
Exons: 3
Coding region: 13-438 (141 amino acids)
Source: RefSeq, a predicted model, not a curated record
UCAUUCCCUAUAAUGAAUCAGCCGUUACCGAAGGGAUUUAAUAUGGAGCCUACAAGUUACCUCGGGAAUUCCAGAGUCGUGCUCAACCACUACGAUGUGUCGACGCAGGCCGAUAUUCAGCAUACGGCGCUAAGCUAUGAAUCAGAAGAUGAAAAUAUGGGUCGGCUCCAUUCUCGAGGUAGACGUGGAACUCCAUUGUACAGCAAGCAGGACAUCCGCGAACAAUACUGCAUAUCAGAUCGGGGGUUGGGAGCUCUCGAAGCUGACCGACGUAGCUUAUUCAGUUGUUUAUCUACACACCAAAAUUCGCCGUGCUCAACGAAAGCGUCGAUACUUACCGUUUGCGUAAAACAGAAAAUUCCGUCGGACGAAAACAUUCACGACCUUCUCAAGAGAUAUCCGUUCGAAUAUGCGUCGUAUCAUAGGAGAGCGAGGUAA